CCUUCGCCCUUUGACCCCUGCGAUGGCCCGCCAAGAUGGCGCUGUCCCGGGCGGGCUGUUGCUGGGCGCUUUGGCGCCGCGGCCCUGGGCCGGGCCCCGCCGCCGCCCUGCGCCGCGCCCGGGGGCCGCUGGAGCCGCGCUCCGCCCGGGGGGCGCCGAGGCACCUGGUGUGCUGCCUCUCCACCAAAGCGAGCUCCCGGGCCCUUCUCACCGCCCUCGCGUCAAAAGUUAAGCACAUCAACGGGAGAUACGAGAGGUUUCUGGAAAGGACAUUCCCCCGCUUCUACGUGUUGUACGCGACUUUCAUGAAAGGAAUUCAAGCGUUGUUUCUGGAAGUAAAAGAAGUAAGGAAGAUCAAGCUAAAAAUGUCCCGUCAGAGACUGAAUUUUCAUCAGCUUCCCUACAGGGAGAUGGAGAGGCUGAGGCAGUUUCGCAGGGACCUGAUCAAGGCCAUUCCUAUCGGGAUUAUUGCCAUUCCGCCUUUUGCCAACUUCUUGGUCAUAGUCCUGAUGUAUUUCUUCCCAAGACAAUUCCUGAUCCGCUACUUUUGGACCCCACGGCAGCAGGUUGAGUUCCUGGACGCCUACCACGCUAUCCGGAGAGAAGUGUAUCCGGACGUGGUCGAGAGCUUAGCACUGGCCGCGCGGUCCCUGCCCGAGCCGCAGCUGCGGGAGCUCUGCACCAAGGUGCAGCGAGGUUCCCAACCGCGCGUGGCUGAACUCUAUGCCGUGAGAGGCCUGUUUUCGGCGUCUCCCUUGGGCCUGAACAAGCUCCGGGUGUCUCACGUGAAAGCCCUGAGCCACGUCCUGUUCCUCACCCCUCAUUUGCCGGCCUUGUUCCUGAGGUAUCGCCUGCGGAGCCACGUCCUGGAGAUCCGGCACCUGGACCGUGCCAUGCUGCGCCUGGGGCUGAGCGAGCUGUCCGAGGAGGAGCUGAAAGCGGCUUGUUACCUCCGUGGCCUGAACUCCACUCGCCUCAGCGCGUCCGAGUGCCGAGCGUGGCUGGAGCAGUGGCUGGGGCUCUCCUGCAAGCUGCAAGCUUCCGAGGCCUCUCUCUUGGCGAACAGCAUGGUCUUGCUGUCCCUCAACUACGCCAGGGCCAAGGAAUGAGAGCGGAGUCCCCGGCUGCGAACCUCACCUGCGGCGUUGCGCGCGGCCUCCCGAUCCCAGCCCGUCUCUGGCGCUCGUUGGCUUUGACGGAGCAGGGAUCCUUUUUGCAGCGUGGAGCGACAGCCCGGGCUCGGCGAGAAGGGCCCUGCGCUCCUUCGCUGCCGCAGGGACGAACGCGGGACUCGCUCCCUUUUCCGCCGGAGGUGAGCCCACCUCGCAGCUUCCCGCUGCCCUGCACAACCCCUCGGACCGCAGGAACGUGCUCUGGGGACAGGAGCAGGCUGGCGACGCUGCGGGGCCGAGCACGGUCUCUGCCUCCCCUCCGUCACAGACAGCUCGUUCGGUGUCGGUGGGGGGAGGUGGCUUUGCUGUUACAACUCUUAAGCUGUGUCACUUUAGGUACAACCCUUUGCAGGGGGCAAGAGGCAGCUCCUCUGCCUUUCAGAGCUCCCCCUUAGUAACUCGUAAUAGCGGGCUCCGCUCAGCUUGGGUUUUGCUGCACUAGCCCACGGCAGGGCUCUCACAGGAAUUACUUGGUUUGUUUACUCCACUGCACAGUCUUACGUAGAGGAAUCUCCCUAAGGGCUUAGGCCCAGGCUCCAAACCCCGGGCUGCCCCGCAGCGACCUUACCUGGUGCCGGCGGCGGGAGUUUCCGUGCUUUUGUUCGGGUCCGGCUGCCUCCUGGGAGCCCCUUUGCCGGCGUCGCCGCCUCUCGCCCGGGCCGGCCUCGCUGCUGGACGGAGGCGCAGGCCGGAGGAAACCCGUGCCAGAAACGCUGCCGCAGACACAAAUUGCGCUGGAGAGGAAAUGCUGAACUGGUGUCUUCAUUUAGGGACGUGGUCUUUGUUAGUCUCUGAGGCGAUUUAAGUUCGGCCUAAUUAGAGUCCAGCGCUGCACUUUCUGCCCAGCGUGGAAGGCUUUGAGGGCACGAGGCCAGCUGGCAGCGGCUCCCUGCGCACUCCCCGUGUGUGUCCAAGGCUGCAAGUUGUAUUAAAGGAUUAAAAACUCACCUUUUUCCAACUAGUCUUAGCACAGGCAAUGCAUGAGAACUGUCUGUUGAGUGAAUUUGAACCUGCUUAAAGUGUUGUUAAGUGUUUUAUUAAAGACAAAAGGAAGUGGA
Messenger RNA from Dromaius novaehollandiae (emu), 2230 nucleotides. RefSeq names its product LETM1 domain containing 1 (gene LETMD1). Gene Ontology annotation, molecular function: ribosome binding. The record is from RefSeq and is a predicted model, not a curated record. The coding region runs from base 36 to 1109 and encodes 357 amino acids. Lineage: Eukaryota; Metazoa; Chordata; Aves; Casuariiformes; Dromaiidae. Gene Ontology annotation, cellular component: mitochondrial inner membrane. The transcript is spliced from 9 exons.